Gregarina niphandrodes is the source of this 3347-nucleotide messenger RNA. Its product is annotated as DNA-directed RNA polymerase. The transcript has a single exon. The annotation marks the transcript as partial. Lineage: Eukaryota; Apicomplexa; Conoidasida; Eugregarinorida; Gregarinidae. The record is from RefSeq and is a predicted model, not a curated record.
CUUCCUACGACUCAGUCGCUUUCCUCGGCAGCCGCCGCGCCCUCCUAUCCCAUCUCACUUCAGCCCGGACCGUCCGGGACGAAGGCGCGGCCGUGAGCGUCCUGCUCGCGACCUCCGCCAGCGGCGGUGUCAAGCUGCGACGGGCGACCAAGUUCAUCAAGUGCCGCGGCGGCCGCGUAGCCGGCGAACUCCGCGGUCUGACUGUGGCCUUUCAGCACCUCCUCGCCGAUCACGACCAGCCGCCCGAGACCUUCCGCCUCCAGUCCUGUCCAGCCCCUGACAGCCGCCGUCUCCUUGAUGCUCUUAAAGGCACCCUGCACCUGCCACCCGAGAAACCUCUCGCCGGUAAACGCACCUGGGCUGACUCUGCCGUUGACUGGUCCUCAGACGACGACCAACCCGACCUCUCGAUCCACCAACCGACAGACCACAACGCGCUCUACCGCGAGUCGCCCCACACCUCCUUCUCCACCGACAGCUGGGACGGCUUUCUGCACAGUACCCACCAAUUCCGGUACUCGCCAUUGGAAGUAUCCAACGAGUCGCUCACUGACGACCCUCGCGACGGAAGCCAAGCCUGGUCGCGUGAACCUCGAGCCUGGUCGCCGGGAGCUCAAGCCUGGUCACCUAGAGCCCAAGCUUUGUCACCUCGGUUCCGAGAUUUGUCACCUCGCUCCCGAGCUUUGUCACCUCGGCCCCGAGAUUUGUCACCUCGCCCCCGAGCUUUGUCACCUCGCCCCCGAAAUUUGUCUCCGUGGUCUCCAGGCCGGUCGCCUAGACAGCAAGCCUUUGCGCCUUUGUCUCCCUGCUGGUCACUCGACGUCCGGGGUUGGUCGCCACGGCCACCAGCCUUGUCACCCCAGACUCCAUCCGUGACACGUGGGGCUCAAGCCUGGUCGCCUGGACGGCCAGCCUUCUCAGCUCGGCCCCCCUCCUUGUCACUAGGGCAUCCGGCCUGGUCACCUAGAUCCCGAGCCUGGUCACCUGGGUCUGGGGCCUUGUCACCUCCACCUCGACCCUGGUCACCGGGGCCCGAGACCCGGUCGCCUGCGGCUGAAGCCGUCUGGUCGCCUGGACCUGAAGACUUGUCGCCUGGGACCCGUGCCCCAGCCGGCUUGUCCCCUGAGCCGGUGGCGUGGUCCCCUGGGGACCAAGCCUUGUCGCCUGCCUCCUCUGCCAGAGGCGUGUCGCCUCCAACUGUGCUGCCGUUCCCGCCCAUGUCGUUUGAAGAUUCCGGGCCGUUGCCCCACUCCUUCGAAGUCCCCCAGUCCUUCGAAGUCCCCCAGUCCUUCGAAGUCCCCCAGUCCUUCGAAGCCCCCCACUCCUUCGAAGCCCCCCAGUCCUUCGAAAACCCGGCCUCUUUCCACGCGCCCACCUCUUUCGAGGUGCCGACGCACGAGAGCAGGGAGUGUGACUCGUGGCCGGUCGACCCGUGCGUGGCGGAUCCUCUGGCUGGCUUCCAAGCAACUUCUCUGACAGGUAUCGCGAGUCGUGGGGGCACUGUGGAGACGCACGUGGCGCUGUGGGACUUUUACCGGUUGGUGUUACGAGCGCACAUGACGAGUGCGUACCGGCGUCUGUUCGUGUGCUUCGACGAGUUGUUACCCUUGGACGCGUUGUUGGCUGGUUCUCGGAGCCUGAGUAGCGCGUUCUUGCCGCGGCUUCGACGCCGGGGAGUGGGAACGGAGGUGGACGAGGCGCCCUCGGACGGGACGCCUUCGGAGCCGGCUCCCGCAGAGCUUGGGUGGACGGAGACGGCCGUGGUCCCACCACCGCGGCGACAAGAGCUGGACUCCGCGAUGCACUAUGUGCUGGACGCACAGGGCACGUGGCUGCCGCACCAGCUACGACGCCAGAACCCGCGGUGGGCGCAGCGGUACGUUCAGCGCCACUUCGAGGAUCUGCUCCGGCCUGCUGGUGACCGGCCCCAUCCCGCGUUCACACCCCAGUUCGGAGAGGCGCCAGACGCCACGCGCUACGAACAUCGAAGCUACCGUCUGGGUCAGCCCGCGGCAGGAAACGCUGCUUCGGGCGGCACUGGAGUCGGGGUCGUUUCCGAGGGGGGAGUCGUUUCCGAGGGAGGAGUCAUCUCUGAGGGGCGUCUGCCUUCGCGCGAGUCGGUUGCCGGCCUUCCGCUGGCCGUGCACCAGUUCCUGUUGCCCGUCGAGUGCUCCCGACCGGAAGGCGUGCCCAGAUGGGUGGAUCGAGUUCACUGGUGGCGCAUUCUGGCCAACUGUCCCAGUCUCUGGACCUGGAACAUGGCGCGGGCGCCUGGACAAGCGCCAGGAUUCAGAAGCCCUCUGGACCCCUGCAGCAAGAGCGCGCGGCUGUCGAGAUCGCGUUUCCAUUCUCGCGGCUGCGAAUUCGACGACCGCAUUGUAGUCGACGUCCCGCGCUGCAGCCGGCGCGUGCCGAAGCCUAUUUUGCGCUUGUUGAAGCACGGCGGCAGACUGCGCUACCAGCGACGACUGGUCGGUCGCUGCGACUGGUCGUGGGCGGAGAGAGAAGCAGUCUGUCUGGAGGAGGUGCGGCGGUUCCUAGAAAACUGGCGAUACGACCGGCAAGGGCGUGAAAGCUACAAAAUAAGUUACCGCACACGCGUGUGCAACGCUUGUUUUUGCCGGCGCGGCAUCUGUAUUGCGCGCUCGUUCGCCGCCCGACAUGGCCGGCUGGUCUCUGUGGUCCUGUGGCUACUGCGGGACUGGUGGCUGGCUUUGGGAAAGGCUCUUUUACGCUUUGCCACGUUUUGCUUGUUUGCCCCAGUUGAUGCGCCAGAUGAAGCGCUUGACGACACGAGCGGCAGUGGGCUAUUCCGCGGUCCUGGGUCGACGAAUGCUUGGAGUUACUUGGUGUCGAGUCGUUGUAUCUGCGGUGGCUGUCGAUGUAUGUUGGGUACCCCUGAGGGCGCCGAAAGUGGGCGCAGAGAGGGGAGUUUGAGCGGAAACUUUUUCGUGGGCGCGGGCGAUGGUUUUGGACGGCGUAUCGACUUGAGGCAGCAUAAGGUCUCCUCCAUCUGCCUUCUGGGGGUCCUCGGUGGUGACCGCGCACUCCUCCAACCGCAACACCACGACCUCAACGCCUACGUCACCGCCGGCGCCACGCCCCGUCUCGUCACGCCGCGCCUUGACCUCGAGGCCUGGCUCGUGCUCAUGCGCAACCACUUCCUCCGACUAUUCGCCUCCACACCCGGCCUCCGCGACCAAGACCAAGACCACCAACACCAACUACUGCAACGCGCACACCUACAACGCAUCCGGACCAAUUCCGACACCGCCUUCGCAGUCGUCCGCUCACUCGCAGGCGACGAAAUUAGAGCCGACGCGCAGUGGGUAUUCAUCAACCAGUGA